Sorghum bicolor (sorghum) is the source of this 1434-nucleotide messenger RNA. RefSeq lists its product as uncharacterized. Bases 1 to 1434 code for a protein of 477 amino acids. The transcript is spliced from 2 exons. NCBI's taxonomy places the organism in Eukaryota, Viridiplantae, Streptophyta, Magnoliopsida, Poales, Poaceae. The record is from RefSeq and is a predicted model, not a curated record.
AUGGAUCUCAAUCCCCUCUUCGAUGCUGACAUCGAGGACGACAACUCUUCCUCCUCUUCCGAUGCCGGCCUGUCCUUCGCCGCCGGCGCCGGUUCUGAUGCCCCCACCCCUCCUGUCACAGUUCUCCAAACUGUGAACAUCAAAUCUCAUGUUCAUGUUGUUCUUGAACUUGCCAAUCCCAACUAUGAUGAAUGGCGUUGCUUCUUUGAUGCCUUUCUCGGCAAAUUCAAUCUUGUUCCCCAUGUGUCCGUGGCACCAACCAUCGAUCAACGCCGCGAUCCGGACUGGGUCGUCAUUGAUCAGUGCAUCGUCAGCUGGAUCUACAUCUCCAUCUCCAAGGACGUGCGCAACAUCGUGCGCGCCCCCAAAGCCACGGCAUACAGCAUCUGGCAGAAGAAGAUCCACGAUCAAUUCCGCGACAACGAACUCCAUCGCGCCGUCUAUCUGGAAGCUGAGUACCGCAACCUCGUUCAAGGGGACAUGGACAUCACCCAGUACACCGGUCGCCUGAAGCAGCUCGCCGAUGCCCUCCGCGACGUCGGCCAACCGGUCAAGGAGACCAGUCAAGUUCUCACCAUGCUCCGCGGACUCAGCUCCAGGUACCGCCAUGCCAUCCCGGCCAUCACGUCGCGUCAACCGCCACACACCUUCCUCUCCGCCAGGUCCUAUCUUCUUCUGGAGGAACAAUACGACAAAGAGCACGCCAAGACCUCAGCCCAACAUGCUCUCCUCACCGCCGGGGGAUCCGGGGGAUCCCGAUCGUCGUCAUCCACUGCGGGCGAAGGCGGGUCCUCCUCCAACAACAACCCGCCUGCGCCCCCUCCUGUCUCCGGCAACACUGGCGGACCGACCUCGCGCAACGACAACAAAGGGGGGCGUGGACGUGGCCGCGGUCGCGGUCGUGGUCGCGGCUUUACUCAUCAGCAAUUCGGUGGACAGCCAUUCGGCUACCGGCCUCCUCACGGACCUCCUGGCGCAAACCCCUGGACGGGCAUGGUCCAGGCCUGGCAGAUGCCGUUCCGCCCGCCUGGUGCCGGCGUGCUCGGACCUCGACCCGGCACGACACCACAUCAGGCAUUCUUCCACGGCAACGGCGACCCCAACACGUACCCUCCACCACCAGCUCCAACACCUGAUGUAUGGAACAAUCAAGCACUCCUCGCCGCUCUGAUGACGGCGAACGUACCAUCGACGGGACCUCAAACCGCCGAAUGGAUCGUCCAACGCAAACGGUGCUCCUCCGAUGUAACAGUCGUGGCGAGCUCUACCCCCUACACCCACCAUCAGCCAUGGCGCUCGUCACCACCGCACCAACAUCACAUCUGUGGCACCAACGACUUGGACAUCCAGGACGCCAUGCUCUUCAUCAAACCCUUCGUCAUGUUGAUUUUGUUCCUAGCAAAGUUCCUCCAGUGUGUGAUAGCUGUCAGUUAG